Molecule: messenger RNA, 2558 nt
Organism: Colias croceus (clouded yellow)
Lineage: Eukaryota; Metazoa; Arthropoda; Insecta; Lepidoptera; Pieridae
Exons: 2
Coding region: 137-2476 (779 amino acids)
Biological process (GO): DNA recombination; DNA integration
Molecular function (GO): DNA binding
Source: RefSeq, a predicted model, not a curated record
UGCCAUAUCGCAUUGUAACCAUGAACCGGGCGAGUUUUUAUCCUCUAUUUUCCUAGUGUCUAAACCAAAUGGUGACAAGAGAUUUAUUCUUAAUUUAAAAUGCCUUAACAAGUUCAUUGAAACUAAACAUUUCAAAAUGGAGGAUUAUCGUACUGCGUCAAAGUUGAUAACUCCAAACUGUUUCAUGGCAACUAUCGAUUUAAAAGAUGCUUAUUUUUUAGUACCAGUAAAUAAAAUGCACAGAAAGUACUUACGGUUUGAGUAUGAUGGAGUCCUUUACGAAUUUAAUUGUUUGCCAUUUGGUUUAUGCACCGCACCGUUCGUGUUUACAAAACUUCUAAAACCUAUAUUUGAAUUUUUAAGAAAAACUCAUCGUAUGAUAUCAGUCGUUUAUCUUGAUGAUGUCUUUUGUAUUGGUAGAACACUAUUAGAAUGCCAAGAAAACAUAACUUUGACCAAAACACUUUUUGAAAGACUAGGUUUUUUGAUUAACUUAGAGAAAAGUUCGUUAGUACCAAAGAUGCAAUGCAAAUUUUUAGGUUUUGUAUUCGACUCCAAUAAUAUGUUAUUAAAACUACCCGACGAUAAGAAGUUAAAAAUUAAAGAAAAAGUUUCCACCGUCUUAAAUACUAAAAAAUGCAAAUUACGAGAAUUUGCUCAAUUUAUCGGUUUAUUAAUUUCAGCUUGUCCCGCAAUUCAAUAUGCUUGGUUAUAUACUAAAAUUUUCGAACAGUAUAAAUAUAUGUGUUUGCUUAAAAACGCUAGCUACGAACAGAUAAUUAAAAUUCCAGAUAAUUUAAAAUCGGAUAUGCUUUGGUGGAUCCGUAAUAUAGAUAUAGGUAAUUGUCCUCUCGGGAUUGAAGAUUUUAAUUUAGAGAUUUAUUCAGAUGCAUCUAACACCGGUUGGGGCGCCUAUUGUAAUAACAAUAAAUGUUUUGGCUACUGGAAAGAAUGUGAAAAAACAUUGCAUAUUAAUGAGUUAGAAUUAAAAGCAGCUUUUCUUGCCCUUAAAUCCUUCGCGAAGAAUUUAUGUUCUUCUCGAAUCUUGCUAAGAAUUGAUAAUGUCACCGCAAUUUCUUGUAUAAAUAGAAUGGGUAGUAUUCAAUAUGAUCACCUUAAUGUGGUUACCAGAGAAAUCUGGCAGUGGUGUGAAAUGCGUAAAAUAACUAUUUUUGCAUCCUAUAUAAAUACAAAGGAUAAUUGUGAAGCAGACCAAUUAUCGCGGAAGAAAUUUCACGAUACAGAAUGGGAACUAAACCAAAAUGCAUACGAUGAGAUAACUAUUAAUUUUGGUGUCCCUAAAAUAGAUUUGUUUGCAAGUAGAUGUAAUGCAAAGUGUCAUACCUAUGUAACUUGGAAAAACGAUCCUGAUGCAUGGGCGAUAGAUGCAUUUACGGUUUCAUGGAAAAAUAAGUUCUUUUACGCAUUUCCCCCCUUUUGUUUAAUAACAAAGGAUCAACCACAACCUACACAGAACUCUGAAGUUGGUUGCCGCGAAGCUUUCAGGCAAGCUUUACUAAGGAAAGGCUUGUCACCAAGUACGGUACAGAUAAUGUUAUCAUCGUUAUCUGAUUCUACCUACAAACAAUACGAUGGCUGCAUAAAGACAUGGAUAAACUACUGCAGUACCCACAACUAUAGCUACAUCUCUGCAUCUGUCCCUGUAGUUUUACAUUUUCUUACCGAUUUAUUUAAUAAAGGUGCUAAAUACGGUACCAUUAACUCCUAUAAGUCUGCCUUAUCAUUAAUUUUAUCUAAUUUAGAAGAUGAUAGGGUAAAACGCUUUAUGAAAGGAGUUUUCAAAUCGAGGCCAACAAAUCCUAAAUAUCAUAUAACCUGGGAUCCGAGUAUAGUUCUCGAACAUUUAGCCCAACAGUGGCCAAAUAAUGAACUCAGUUUGGAAACUCUUUCCAAAAAUACUGCAACUCUAUUGGCUUUGGUAACAGCGCAUCGAGUACAAACACUUGCUCUUAUUAAAUUAAAGGACCUUGAUAUAAGAGGCACAAGUGAAAUAAUAAUAAUGAUUUCAGAUUUAAUUAAAACUUCUAAGCCGUACUCGUUACAGCCUCUUUUAAGAAUUCCUUACUUCAAUAGUCGCUCGGAAAUCUGUCCAGCCAAAUGUCUAGAAUCGUACAUAAAUAAAACAUCAACACUUCGACAUAAUGAUCAUUUAUUUAUUAGUUUUAAAAAACCAUACUCAAAAGUUACCUCCCAGACGCUCAGUAAAUGGAUAAAGGACACGCUUCAUAACAGCGGAGUAGAUACUUCUAUAUUUAGUGCUCAUAGUACUCGCCAUGCGUCCACAUCCACUGCCAAUAGACUUGGGGUCAACAUUGAUGUUAUACGCAAAACUGCGGGAUGGUCUGAUUCUUCUGCAGUAUUUGCUAAGUUUUACAAUAGACAUGUAAUUACUGAUCCUACCAGCUUCGCUAAAACAUUGUUAUCUAAUAAUGAUUGUAACCUGCAAGAAAAAUAAUUAAUGGUUAAAUUAUGAAAAUAAUGUGUGAUUUAUAAUAUUUAUAGUUAAUUGAUUAUUGCAAAUAAAAAUAUGAAACUUA